This is a messenger RNA of Xenopus laevis (African clawed frog), 1287 nucleotides long. RefSeq names its product estrogen receptor binding site associated, antigen, 9 L homeolog (gene ebag9.L). Gene Ontology annotation, cellular component: membrane; Golgi membrane; secretory granule. Lineage: Eukaryota; Metazoa; Chordata; Amphibia; Anura; Pipidae. The coding region runs from base 161 to 802 and encodes 213 amino acids. The record is from RefSeq and is marked provisional. The transcript has 8 exons.
GUGAUACCGGAACCAUGGACCCUGCAGCUGUGGGUGCACCCGUCCUUCCCUGCUAGACGGCCAAUGGAGAGUUGGUGGUAUGAUUAACAACAGUAAGACGGGAUCUCUUUGAGUGGAGCUGUGAAUGACUCUGGCAACAGGGAUUUGGUAGAAUACCAAGAUGGCCAUUACACAGUUUCGACUUUUCAAGAUUUGCUCUUGCUUUGCUUCCGUGCUAGCCUUCUUCAAGAGAUUAAUAUGCAGGUCUGGACGAGGCAGGAAACUAAGUGGGGAUCAAAUAACUUUACCAACUGCAGUGGAUUAUUCCUCUGUGCCUAAACAGGUGGAAGAGUGGAGCUCAUGGGAUGAUGACGCCCCCACCAGUGUUAAGAUUGAAGGUGGCAAUGGCACACUGUCAACACAAAGUUCUGUGGAGCAGGAUGAACCAGAUUACUUCAAGGAUAUGACACCAACUAUCAGGAAAACACAUAAAAUUGUUAUAAAGAAGAGGGAGCCUGCCAGCUUUGGAAACAUGGAUUUCUCUGAUGGAAGUAUUGGAUUUUCCAGCAGACUGGCAGCAACUCAGGACAUUCCAUUCAUUCAUCAGUCCGCAGAACUGGGAGAUUUAGAAACCUGGCAAGAAAAUUCUAAUGCCUGGGAGGAAGAGGGUGACGCAUCCUGGCAAGCUGAGGAGGUGCUAAGGCAGCAGAAGAUGGCUGAAAGGGAAAAACGAAUGGCCGAGCAGCAAAGGAAGAAAAUGGAAAAGGAAGUCCAGAGACUAAUGAAAAAGGAUCAAAAUAAAAUGGGUGUCAAGUUAUCCUAACUAAUAGUCUGUUGCUACAGAGGUGCACCGUUCCACAAGCUUCAGGAUAUUCGUAGCAGAUCCCGUAGGGAAUCCUGGGGAAAAAAAGAAAACUUUCUUUUUAAAACGUCAUAUUUUUUUUGAGAAGCGGUGCUGGGAUUUCCGGGGGUGAUGACCCUUUAAGUUAUUCUUCAGAUACUGGACAUUUACAUCAGGGCAAAUUCGCCGCCAGGGACUAAAGGCACAGAGCGUUCUAAAUUUCACAAAUAAAUGGGUGUAAAUAAUUCAGUGGUGGAAAACCUGCUGCUCGAUUCAUGCUUUCAGCAAAUAUGGAAUUAAUAAUAAAGAAUUUUAAAGAAACGUGAAUGCUUUUCAUCUAUCAGUUACUCUGCAUUUGAUUUCAAUAAUCACACAUUGGGGAUGUAUGAAGAAUGGCUGAUCUCAAUCCCUGACUAAUUGGGGGGGGGUCUUUAUUUUUUUUGUCAAUAAACUGUUUUAUCAGAAAA